This is a messenger RNA of Coccomyxa subellipsoidea C-169, 1120 nucleotides long. RefSeq names its product HD repeat domain-containing protein. Lineage: Eukaryota; Viridiplantae; Chlorophyta; Trebouxiophyceae; Coccomyxaceae. The coding region runs from base 262 to 927 and encodes 221 amino acids. The transcript has 7 exons. The record is from RefSeq and is a predicted model, not a curated record.
GGCAACAUGUCCCAAUCUUCUCUUGAUCAUCUUGCAAUGACAGUUGGACAUGCAGCAGAGUUUCAGGGGGUGCGUUAAUGCCAUGCAGAAGCUGGAUACACAGAAGGAUCCAUACAAUCGAUACCUCCAUGCUUCUUAACUCGCUGCAAAUACCUUUACGAGCAAGCAGUGUGAACCCGGCUGGCCGUAUGUUAUCAGAUGGCGUCGUUGUGAUAGCUUGCGUGGAAACUUCCAGCGGAAUUUCUCUCGAAAUAAUAGCAAAUGCUUGAUGUAGUUGUGACAGAAGAGUUUGUGCGCCAGGAACUUAUUAAGCUUGGGCCAGAUGCGAGCCAUGAUUGGUGGCAUAUCGAUCGAGUCAGAAAUUUGGCCUUGUCUUUAGCAGAACAGGAAAAUCUGGAGGAAGCCUCGCUAGAAAUCAUAGAGCAUGCCUCUCUUCUGCAUGAUGUGGCUGAUUGGAAAUACAGCGGCUGCAAAGAUGCUGGCAGGACUACUGUCCAGGCAUUCUUGGAGUCACAGAAUGUGAAGCCGGACCAGAUGAAUUCCAUUCUGGGGAUCAUUGCUGGCAUUGGCUUUAAGGAUGAGCUGGCAAGCGGCUGCCAGCAUGUCACAAGGGAGCUUGCUGUAGUGCAGGAUGCUGACAGGUUGGAUGCUAUCGGAGCUGUGGGCAUCGCCAGAUGCUUCACAUAUGGGGGAUGUUUUAAAAGGGUGUUGCAUGACCCCUCAGUGAAGCCCAGGGAUGGGUUGACAAAGCAGGCCUACAUGGACAAGAGCUUCCAGCAGACCACCAUCAACCAUUUCCACGAGAAGCUGCUUAAACUGAAGGACAUGAUGAAGACAAAUGCGGGCAAGCGCAUGGCGCAGCACAGGCAUAGGUUCAUGGAGGAGUUUGUCACUGAAUUUUACAGAGAGUGGGAUGGAUUAUUAUGAACCUGUGCCAUGUUUCUCACAGUCUGCAUUUUAGACUCUGAGUACUGAGUAGUAGUGUUGAGAUUUCAUCCAUUCCGGCGUUUCCUGCUACUUUCUAAAUUUACAGUGCCAUGGCUGUUGGACUCCCAGUACACAUGUACAUCGACUAUUGUCUACAACAGCCUCGCGUGUUGUUGACCUUAUGAUCAAGCCC